AUGGCUGCACUUACCGUUGACGAAAAGUUUAAUCUCAUUAGCCGCAACUUGCAGGAAGUUCUUGGCGAGGAGCGGUUAAAGGAGAUUUUAAAGGAGCGUGAUGUCAAAAUAUACUGGGGAACGGCAACAACCGGCAAGCCGCAUGUUGCCUACUUUGUGCCUAUGUGCAAAAUUUCCGAUUUCCUCAAAGCCGGCUGUGAAGUGACGAUACUUUUCGCUGAUCUGCAUGCUUACCUUGAUAAUAUGAAAGCACCCUGGGAUUUGCUAAAGUUCCGCACCGAAUACUACGAGAAUCUGAUCAAAACUGUUCUCAAGUCAAUCAAUGUCCCAAUUGAGAAGCUCAAAUUCGUCCGAGGCACAGACUACCAGCUGAGCAAAGACUUUACUCUGGACGUUUACCGUCUAUCAUCCAUGCUAACGGAGCACGACGCAAAAAAAGCUGGCGCCGAAGUGGUCAAACAAGUCCAGCAUCCGAUGAUCAGCUCGCUACUCUACCCCGGUUUGCAAGCACUUGAUGAAGAGUAUCUGAAAGUUGAUGCACAGUUCGGUGGAAUUGAUCAACGCAAAAUUUUCAUUUUUGCUGAAAAGUAUUUGCCCAUGCUUGGCUUCAGCAAGCGAAGUCAUCUAAUGAACCCUAUGGUUCCUGGUCUAUCUGGAGGAAAAAUGAGCUCUUCGGAGGAAACCUCUAAAAUUGAUCUUCUCGACACACCUCAAGACGUAAAGCGAAAGAUGAAGAAGGCUUUUUGUGAGCCUGGAAACAUCGAGGAAAACGGCAUUCUGGCCUUCUCCAAGCAUGUUCUCUUUUCGCUGAAUGAUGAAAUCAUUGUUUCGCGAAAGCCUGAAUAUGGCGGCGACAUUGUCUAUACAGUGUACGAAGACCUUGAACAGGAUUUUGUAGAGCAGAAAUUACAUCCAGGCGAUUUGAAAGGCACUGUUGAGAAGUAUUUAAAUCAACUACUCGAGCCAAUCAGAGAAACUUUCAAGGAUCCAGCAUUGCAGGAACUCUCAGAAAAAGCCUACCCUCCUAUUAAAAAGAAGUCUUUUUCUUUUAGAGCUGGACUAGCUUUCUUUUACACGAUUUUCACGUUCUUUCUGAUGGGUUCGUCCAAGAAAAAAGACAAGGAGAAGGACAAAGACAAGGACAAGGACAAGGACAAAAACAAGGACAAGGAUAAAGAAAAGGACAAGGACAAGGGCUCGAAAAAAGACAAAGGUGGAAGUACUAAGGGCACUGGAAGCAACAAAGGAUCGUCAAAGACGACAACGACUACCAGCAAAGAUAAAGAUAAAGACAAAGACAAAACUGGAAGCAAAACUUCAACAUCAUCAAAGACUAAAGACAAGGACAAAGAAUCGAAGAAAAAGAAAGAUGAAACAAAGGUUAAGUUUGCAGCAAAUGCAGAGUCGAUUUCCGGUGCUGCUCCAGAUGUGGUCACCAAGAAUCAGGAACAAAUUGACAUGAUUAUCAAGUUGCUGGAAGGCGUAACCACUGACUUUGUGACACGUCACAUCAAAGAUGAUUUGGACCGCAUCCAAACGAUGAUAAGAAAUAUUACCCAUCGUGAAGCAGGUGAAGACUCAAAGGUGAUCAAAGUGCACUUUACUGAAUCACAGAAGGCAGUAAUUAAGCUGGUCUGCGGUCAGCAAGAGUCUGCAGAUAAACCUGGCUAUAUACCGAAACUGACCUACCCUUAUGUGAAACUUAAAUUGGUUCCCACCCGAAUAACGUCUACGAAGAAGCCCAAGAAGAAGUGA
Molecule: messenger RNA, 1755 nt
Organism: Rhagoletis zephyria (snowberry fruit fly)
Lineage: Eukaryota; Metazoa; Arthropoda; Insecta; Diptera; Tephritidae
Source: RefSeq, a predicted model, not a curated record